Molecule: messenger RNA, 2118 nt
Organism: Triticum turgidum subsp. durum (durum wheat)
Lineage: Eukaryota; Viridiplantae; Streptophyta; Magnoliopsida; Poales; Poaceae
Source: the annotation of a GenBank genome assembly
AUGGCCACCCCCAGCUCUCAUUUCCAAUCCCAGCCGCAGCACUUGCUGCUGGUGCUGCCAGUGCCAGUAAUCCUAGUUCUCAUCUUUGCCAUGGCUGCUGAAGCUCAAGGGGGUUGCCGACACAAGUGCGGUGACAUCGACAUCCCCUUCCCAUUUGGCAUCGGCGUCGGCCCCGGCUGCUUCCAUGAUGGCUUCGAGGUCUUGUGCAACGAAUCUUCCGUUCCUCCCCGUGCCUUCCUUGCUGGAGGCAAGUACGUCAGGCAGCAGCACAGCUCGCCAUCCGGUGACAUUGAGUCGUCCUGGCUGGUGGAGCUGGCGAGCUUAUCAGUCGCUACAGGCGAGGCACGAGUGUUUGCCCCGGUCUCCUACCACUGCAACACACAAGACAACGGGGUCGUCUCCAUGGCACCGUAUAUGGAACUCCUGGGCACGCGAUUCGCUGCCUCGACGACGCGAAAUGUUCUCAUGGGCCUUGGCUGGAGCGCCGACACUCGACUGUCUUUCAUGUCUACUCCUGAGAUGUUGUUUGCUUGCCUUGCUUUUGAUAUCGAAUUAGACAGGGGGGACGGGUCUUGCUCGGGGUCCUGCUGCCAAGCUACCCUUGCGCGCUACGGCAAGAGCCUCAGAUGGACUGUCAAGUUUCUUAGUGACAAUACAAUUAACAUGCCGCGCCUCCCGUGCUCCUAUGGCAUGGUGGUGGAGAAGUCAUGGUACACAUACUCUAUGGCGGAUCUAGAGGGCUACAAGGUGCUACUCAAUAGGUUUCCCCAGGGCGUCCGCAUGGUGCUCAAUUUCACUGCUGGGGACGGUUUGUGUCCGGCAAAAGGACAGCCGCCGCCUCAGGACUACGCCUGCCUCAGCAGCAACAGCUUUUGUGCCAAUGCAACAUACGGAUAUACUCCUGGCUACAUCUGCAAGUGCCUGGACGGUUACGCGGGCAACCCUUAUAUCCCUAACGGAUGCCCAGACAUUGAUGAGUGCAGCCUCCUCCAAAAUCCAUGCUCAAAUGGCGGGGUCUGCACAAACAAGUUGGGAGGCUAUGACUGUCCAUGCAAAUUCGGAAUGAAGGACGAUGGCAGAGGGGGAACCUGCACAGAUAUAUUCCCUCUAGCAGCAAAGGCGGCUGUGGGUGCAAUAGGUGGUGUACUUCUCGUGGUGAUUAUAUCGUUUCUUGUUAUUCUUCGCAAAGAGAAAAAGAAAGUGAAUGAAUUAUACAAAAGGAACGGCGGCCCAACAUUGGAGAAGGCAAAUGUGAUUAAGCUUUUCAAAAAGGAUGAGCUCAAGCCAAUUUUGAAGAAUAGCAAUUUAAUUGGAAAAGGUUGCUUUGGUGAAGUUUACAAGGGCCUUCUCGAGAAUAAACUAGUUGCCGUAAAGAAGCCGAUUAAUGGUUCUGUGCUAGAGAGUGACCAAUUUGCAAAUGAAGUCAUCAUCCAAUCUCAAGUCAUCCACAAGAAUAUUGUUAGGCUCAUUGGUUGUUGCCUUGAAGUUGAUGCCCCCAUGUUGGUCUACGAGUUUAUCUCCCAAGGUAGUCUCCAUGACAUUCUUCACAAUAACAAUAACAAGGUGGCUCUCAACUUGGAUGCACGUUUAAGUAUUGCUGCACAUUCAGCGGAUGGUCUAGCUUAUAUGCACUCAAAAACAAAUAUUAGAAUUCUACAUGGUGAUGUCAAACCAGCAAAUAUACUCUUGGAUGAUAACUUCAUACCCAAGAUUUCAGACUUCGGCAUAUCUAGGCUGAUUGCAAGAGAGAAGGAACACACUGCAUCAAUCAUUGGUGACAUGAAUUAUAUGGAUCCGGUGUAUCUACAAGAAGGCCUACUCACCGAAAAAAGCGAUGUUUACAGUUUUGGGGUUGUGAUUCUAGAGCUUAUUAGCAGGAGGAGGGCAAUGCAUUCUGACAAUAAUAAGUUGGUAAAGAAUUUUCUUGAAGCUCAUAAGAAACAAAACAAAGCUACUGAGUUUUUCGACAAGGAAAUUGCGAUAACAGAAGAUUUGGAGCUUCUUGACAGUCUAGCAGGUAUGGCCGUGGAAUGCCUUAGCCUUGACGUGGAUCAAAGACCAACGAUGAUGGAGGUAGCUGAGCGGCUACUCAUAUUGGGCCGAUCUCGUAAGGUGUAA